Messenger RNA from Epinephelus moara (kelp grouper), 1226 nucleotides. Its product is annotated as N-acyl-aromatic-L-amino acid amidohydrolase (carboxylate-forming) B-like. Bases 220 to 1221 code for a protein of 333 amino acids. The record is from RefSeq and is a predicted model, not a curated record. The transcript has 7 exons. NCBI's taxonomy places the organism in Eukaryota, Metazoa, Chordata, Actinopteri, Perciformes, Serranidae. Gene Ontology annotation, molecular function: hydrolase activity, acting on ester bonds; aminoacylase activity.
GGACAGGGUAGAUUGGGUAAGAUGUACAGCACGAUGCCUCGUCAGUCAUUUCAUCUCUUGUUUGUGAAAUGUGGAGCUGACAGUUCACCCUGUUUUACCUCGAGUUAAGAGACUUUAAGCAGACUUUGAAUCUCAGUCCUGCUGUAGAGGCACAGUACAUUUCUAGGGUUUAAAGCCGGAACUGCCCCUUUACAGUUUCCAGCAAGCCAGAACGGCGAGAUGGAGGUAGACCAGUUGGUGCCUUUGCCAAGGUUGCCCCGGGUCGCUGUGUGCGGCGGUACCCAUGGCAACGAGCUGUCUGGGGUGUACUUGGUGAGAGAGCUGCUGAAGGCGGAGAAGAAAGUGAUGGAGAAGGAAGAGUCUCCGUCGUUGCUGAUGGUGCUGUCGAACCCUCGGGCCAUGCAGCAGUGCCGCAGAUACAUCGACACCGACCUCAACCGCUGCUUCACCAAAGCCAACCUCAAUGGUCCCCUAUCAGACGCCGCCCCCUAUGAGAUAAUCAGAUCCCGAGAACUGAACGCCAAGCUGGGUCCCAAAGGAAGUCCCGAGGCGGUGGAUCUUGUUUGCGACCUCCACAACACCACCGCCAACAUGGGCCUGUGCUUCAUCGCGUACUCUGACGCUGACUGGAUCUGCCUGCAUAUAUUCAGACACCUGCAGAGGCAGAUGCCAGAUAUUCCACUGAGGUACAUCCAUUUUGACUUCUCCUGUGAAGAAUCAUAUUCCCUUGAUUCAGUGGGAAAACAUGGCUUUGCCAUGGAGAUCGGCCCCCAGCCCCACGGUGUGGUGAGGUCAAACAUCUACACGGCAAUGAAAGUUGGCGUGCAGCACAUGCUCGAUUGGGUCCGUUCCUUCAACUCAGGUACUAUUUUUGAAGGAGGAUUUGUGGAUGUGUUCACCAUGAUUAAACACAUCGACUACCCAAGGGACAGGGAAACUCGUAACAUCACAGCAGCCAUUCAUCCUCAACUCCAGGACCGAGACUUCUGCCUGCUCCACCCUGAAGACCCGCUGUUCCAGACUUUUUCAGGUGAAACUGUGAGGUAUAAAGGCAAAGAACCUCUUUAUCCUUUCUUCAUCAAUGAAUGUGCUUAUUACGAGAAGGGCAUCGCUCUCACCCUGGCGAGAAAAACGCGCGUGAUGAUACCUGCAAUCCGGGUGCAGACAGAGCAGGAGCAACAAGCGCACCAACAGGAAUUUGCAUCAGAGGAAGAGGAGUGAGGAUG